GGGGUAAUGUGAGUUCUGGGGCUAUUGUAUGACUGCUAUGAAACCUAAUCAUGCCAGGGUUUAGAAGACUUGUAGAUGAGAUGCCCAAUGGAACAUCAGACUAAUGCAAGUCGAGAAUGAGAUCCCUCAGUAAGGCCAUAGGGCAACCACUGAAAAUAACGAAACAGAAACAAGAACUCUGGAAACAAUGGUGGUAUUCACAGGACAGUCACUUCCAUGUGCUUAGGAAAGAGGAGCUGAAAAUAAUAUUUAAAAAGCAAAGGAAUCAAGCUUAGGUAUUCAUCCUUUGAUUUCUCCCAUGAAGAGUUUUACAUCUCUCAGCAAAACCCUCCCAGUGAACUAUCAGAAAGUAACAAUGGCAUUUUAACUUACAGCUCAAGCACAGUUUGGCCUAUCUAUUUAUUUCAGCUACUUGAAAGAAAGCUGAAGUUCUUCCCGUUUCAGUAGUGUAAGUAGAAUAAAACUGGUAAAGGGGGCAAAUCUGUUCGGAACAUUUCCUUAGAUGCUGAUGCUGCAGGUUUCUUGCAGUCGGAAGUAGGAAAAGAGUGUGAUGCAGGGAGGGAGUUGCAGCAAAGAAGUUUAAUUUAUGGAAAGCUUAAUUUAAGCUUCAACAAAUCAGUUGAAAUAUCAAGUCACGCAACAGGUUAUAUUCUCCCAAGGAGAAACAAAUAAUCCCCCCGUUGAUCCCCGCAUUUGCUUAGGAAGACGGCUGUGUGGGGCUCUCUUUGUUACUGUGCAGAAUUAUAGCUUUUUCACAUAUUUUAUUUUUCAUUUAUUUAUUGCAUUUUUAUCCCACCUUUUUAUUCAUGGGGUUCCAGGUGGCAUACACGGUUUUCCUCGUCAUCAUUUGUUCCCCACAGCAACACUGUGAGAGGUAGUGACUGGCCCAAGGUCACCCAGUGAGAGCUUCAUGACUGAGUGAGGAUUCGAACCCUGCUCUCCCAAGUCCUAGUCCAACACUCUAACCACUACACCACACUGUCUCUUCCCAACAUACUAUGCACUAAGCUCCUGAAGGAAGGGUAGCAUACAUAUCAGAUGGUUAAAAUUCCACAUGGCUCUUCCUUGUCUGAAUCUACCCUUAGAUUCCUUCCUGAUAUGGAAUCAGGACUCACACAAUGAGCUCUGGAUUUCUUUUCUAGAGCACUUUAGUACAUUUCCAACUGAAGAUACACCUCUGGUCUUCAAAGAAAAGAUCCAUGCUAACAGAGAGGAUUCUUCAUUAUUGCCGUAGGGCCUCGGCCCCAGCUGGACCGGCAGUUUCUCCAGCGUUUUCUGAAGAUCCAAGAAAUUUUAUUUCCUGCAUGCUGCUCCAAGAAUGUACUGAUGUUCCUAACCUUGCUCAUGGUUGCUCUGUUGGAGCAGCUGGUCAUUUACCAGGUGGGAUUGAUUCCCAGCCAGUAUUACGGAGUUCUGGGGAACAAAGACUUCCAUGGAUUCCAGCAAGUCACGGCAGUUGCACUGAUUCUUAUUCUACUGAACUCUAUGCUGAAGAGCUUUGACCAGUUCAUCCGCAACCUGAUGUAUGUGAGCUGGAGGAAGACUCUCACAGAAUACCUCCAUGGCUACUACUUUCAGGGCCAGGUGUAUUAUACCUUGAAUAUUCUGCAUGAGGAAAUCGAUAAUCCAGAUCAAAGAAUCAGCCAGGAUGUGGAGAGGUUCUGCAAGCAGCUGAGCUCCAUGGCCAGUAAGCUCAUCAUCUCUCCCUUCACGCUUGCCUACUACACCUAUCAGUGCUUUUACAGCACUGGCUGGAUGGGCCCAGUGAGUAUUUUUGGAUAUUUUAUCAUGGGCACAAUUGUUAACAAGAUUCUAAUGAGCCCCAUUGUAUCAAAGCUGGUGCAGCAGGAGAAGCUGGAAGGUGAUUUCAGGUUUAAGCAUAUGCAGCUACGGGUGAAUGCCGAAUCUGCUGCUUUUUACAGAGCUGGGGAAGUUGAGCACAUGCGAACCAACCGCAGGCUGCAAACCCUCCUGCAGACUCAGAGGGAGCUGAUAGGCAAGGAGCUGUGGUUGUACAUUGGAAUCAACACUUUUGACUAUCUGGGCAGUAUCCUGAGUUAUGUGGUGAUUGCCAUUCCCAUUUUCAAUGGAGUUUAUGCUGAUCUGGAUCCAGCAGAAUUGAGCUCUUUGGUUAGCAAGAAUGCCUUUGUCUCUCUUUACCUCAUUGGCUGCUUUAGCCAGCUCAUUGACCUCUCCACCACCGUGUCUGACGUAGCUGGCUAUACACACAGAAUUGGGGAGUUGCUAGAGAUGCUGCUGAAACUUUCCAGGAAGCAAAACGACUGUGACUCACCAGGCAAAUGGGAAUUCAACAGCGUUUCCAAAGAGGAGGUGGUCUCAAGCGACACAGCUUUCCUCCUGGAGAAAAUCUCUCUCUCUGCUCCCUCUGAAAAGCUGCUCAUCAAGGAUCUAAACCUGAGAGUCACACAAGGGAACAAUCUCCUGAUCACCGGGAACACAGGGACAGGGAAGACAUCUUUGCUGCGUGUCCUCGGUGGCCUCUGGGAGAGCAAGCAGGGGAACGUCCACAUGCUGACUUGCUUUGGCCCCCAUGGGGUGAUUAUCCUGCCACAGCGGCCAUUCUUCACAGACGGGACCCUGCGGGAACAGGUGAUUUACCCUCUGAAGGAAAUCUAUCCAGUUUCGGGGUCUUCGGAUGAUGAAAGGAUUCUGAGAUUCCUGGAACUGACUGGGUUGUCUGAUUUGCUAGCAAGGACAGGUGGUUUGGACCAACCAGUGGACUGGAACUGGUAUGAUAUUCUGUCUCCAGGGGAGAUGCAGCGGCUCUCCUUUGCCCGACUUUUCUAUCUCCAGCCCCAGUAUGCAGUGCUAGAUGAAGCUACCAGCGCACUCACAGAGGAUGCAGAGGAUGAGCUGUACAGGCUCUGUGCACACCUGGGAAUGACUCUGGUCAGCGUGGGACAUCGCAAGAGCCUGGAAAAGUUUCACAGUUGGCGUCUGAACCUGUACGGAGGAGGUAAAUGGGAGCUCAGCAGAAUAAAGAAAGACUGAGCCACUCCCUGACUUGUCGUGGACAACAACAAAAAAGAAUGUAACCAAAGCCUCAGCUGGGUCACAUACCAAAGUGCCUUGAAAUGAACACACCUUUUACAGGAAGCAUGGAUCUGAAAUAUUUCGGGACUUCAAAGCCAGCAGGUGCAUUAAGGCUUCUUUGACCCAAAGGUCUCCAGCUUAUACUGUGAAAGAGCAGGGGGGUUUAAAUUCCUCCCUGCCCCCAACUUGCCUUUCUGUAUAAAUGGCUACCAGUCCAUUGUUCAGACUGCUGUGUCUCCCACUCAAGAUCUCUCCCAGAAGGAAGGAAGGGGCCUUUGCUGCUUCCAUCCUUGCAACUUGCUUAAGUGAAAACAACUUCGAACAACAUUGAAGCAGGGCUGGCAGUGAAUGGAGCAGGAGUCUUCUCACCUGAGACUGAGAAGGGUGUAUUUGUUUCAGUAUUAGAGUUUCUGCCUCGUUGCCAUAGCCAGGACCCUCCAUGUGAGAAGAUCUCUAUCUCUGCCGUGCUCAGGGGACUGCCUUGCUCUUGGUUGCCCACAAGUGCGAAAAUACAUGUCUCUUGUUUUGGAAGUUUUCCAGAAGCGUGUAUUAUACACAGAUUCCCCCUUCACCCGAUGAACCUAUUUUUGUUUAAAUAAGCGUUCAUUAAGGAGCCUGAGAGUGCUGGGG
This is a messenger RNA of Zootoca vivipara (common lizard), 3684 nucleotides long. RefSeq names its product ATP binding cassette subfamily D member 4 (gene ABCD4). Gene Ontology annotation, cellular component: peroxisomal membrane. Gene Ontology annotation, biological process: long-chain fatty acid import into peroxisome; fatty acid beta-oxidation; very long-chain fatty acid catabolic process. Lineage: Eukaryota; Metazoa; Chordata; Lepidosauria; Squamata; Lacertidae. The record is from RefSeq and is a predicted model, not a curated record. Gene Ontology annotation, molecular function: ABC-type transporter activity; ATP binding; long-chain fatty acid transmembrane transporter activity.